Molecule: messenger RNA, 742 nt
Organism: Durotheca rogersii
Lineage: Eukaryota; Fungi; Ascomycota; Sordariomycetes; Xylariales; Xylariaceae
Exons: 1
Coding region: 138-548 (136 amino acids)
Source: RefSeq, a predicted model, not a curated record
GUUGAUGGGAGGAAGCGAGGGUAAGCAGGCGCGGAGAUGACAACGUGGUAGAGAGAAGUAGAGAGGGAGAGAGAUCGCGUGACUAACGAGAGUGGGCUUUCAUACGAGAGCAGAUCGUCGUAACCGCAUGAGUACGUAUGUAUGUGGCCGCGAGGAAUAUCUACAUGCUGCUGCUGCUGCUGCUGCUGCUGCUUCCGAAUCACGAUGCGCGCUGGGGGCCUAGGCGAGGGAUGGGCUACGAUACCCUCGACGAAGAGGAUAACGGGGACGGGGACGGGGCUGAUCGCUGGCGUCUACGAGUAUCAUACCGUACCCAGCGAGCCAGGGCCGGUGGGGGAGGGGGACUCGGCAGCUUCACUUUGCAUAGCGUGUCGAGGCCAGAUCGACCUAGGGAUCGUUGCCUGCCUACCUACACACAUACAUACGUGCAUACAUAUAUGUACAUAGAUAUACCGCGGUCGAAGCGUGGCCGCCUGCUAUCAGGCUGCCAGGGCAGCGAGCGCGGGCGAGCAUCUGCAUACGGCGUCUACGAAGGCGUACCGUUCUAGAGAAACGGUGGCGGGCAGGUUUGGCUUCCAUACAUGCCUCCCGUCUGCCUGGCUGCCGGACUUGGCCGAACCCAUGCCACGCGUGGGUAUACGAUAUAGUACGGGGAGGUAUAGCAUACCGAUAUCCCCUAAUUCCAUCUUACGCACACGCGAGCGGUGAGUUUCCGAAUGCUGGGGCCGGCGCACCCCACGCG